This is a messenger RNA of Opisthorchis viverrini, 5778 nucleotides long. RefSeq lists its product as hypothetical. The transcript has 16 exons. NCBI's taxonomy places the organism in Eukaryota, Metazoa, Platyhelminthes, Trematoda, Opisthorchiida, Opisthorchiidae. The record is from RefSeq and is a predicted model, not a curated record. Gene Ontology annotation, molecular function: nuclease activity. The coding region runs from base 1 to 5778 and encodes 1925 amino acids.
AUGGCUACUGGGCUGGCAAAUGGGUCAGUUGCACUGCAUCAUUCGACUAGUUGGAUGGAGCUGUGGGAGAAGGCAGCUACCCGCCAUUAUGUACAAAUGAUGCUACGCUUAUGCUAUGAACUUCCAGUAAAGUGGGUGAACAUUGGGUCGGUCAAUCAAAUCGCGGCCCUUGUUCGUCCUCAGCGUGCGUUUUCACUCUUCUCUCGUUUUCGUUUGAAGCGGGAAACGGAGAAGCAAGAUGCUGACCAAGCCUGCAAAAGUAACGUGGAUAGUGAAGCAAUUAAAAUGUGGACUGAAGCUGUCCAGAACUUUGGGCAACAUGAUACUUUGUGCAUUCAUCAACCCAGUGCUGUGCUUAACCGGAUCCAAUCACGACGGCUAAAGAGGCGUGCCUUUCUGCACGCAAUCAGUGUUUAUUUGGAACGGUACGGGAAAACGAGACGCGGUUUCAACCAGUUUGCUCUGAAUGCCUUGGAUAGAAUGCCUGAGUACGAGGUCACCGACGAUCUGGACUGUUACAAGGCUAUUCUUCGAGUUUUCCCUCCUGGUCGAAUGGUAGUAACUAGUUUCCUGCAAGCCGAAUGGAACCAUUUCCCUCGUCAACAAGAUACCGUCAUAAAACUACUGCAGCAGAUGAGCAAGCAUCAUGUGAUCCCAGACGAUGAGGUUGGUCAAAUGAUAAUUGAUAUAUUUGGUUGGCGCUGUCACGCUAUGACGCAUUACCGCCACCUAAUGUACUGGGUCCCCAAGUUGGCUCAUGCUAAUCCUUGGCCGGUGGCUCAACAUAUCUUAGACGAUCUGGAUGAAGACCCUCUACACCUGGCUCGGUUGAUCGCAGAACGUAUUUGUUCUGACCCAAUGACCGAAUUGCGUGUGGUCAAGUUACCUGACUCGAAGUGUGAUAAUUCCCAACAACCAUCCAGUAUGAUAAGUGCUCAAACGCCGGAACAGAUGGCUUUGCUUACAUACGCUGUCAACGGCAAUCGGACCAGUAAAUCGGCACAGAAGACGGUCAUUUAUCUGGAUGGGCCGCACUUCGUUUGGUAUCAGAGGCUGCAGGGCGCGUACUACACGCUUUGGACGGAAUUAGACACAUCCCGAUUGAAGAAGGAGGCCGAAUGUGCAAAACUUCGAGAUCAAACUGCCAAGAAGCCUGACCUAUCCUGUCUACCUGUCUUCGGACAUUUGGGAAGCUCACUGGACUCUGAGCUUGAUGAAGUUCCCGAAGAAGCUACGGCAACUAUGACUAGUCAAGUUCAGCUCCAUGUCCGUCAGUCUUCACCCGCAACAACCGAUAUUAGUCGUCUACCAUCCGACCGACCGACAACACAAAUGUCCAGAGUUCAACCGGAGUAUGAUGAUCGGUGGCUUGCUCUUCGUCGCUCCCAUACUUAUUCGUUUCUACCCGGGCAGCUUACAGUUCAUGAACAAGCAGAGGGAACCAUCCUAGCUUUAGGUGUUGUGACUCCUAUUUCGGAUGCGCUUGUGAAUCAGAAAACGGUAUUUACUCACCAUGUAUCUGAAGGUCUCAAGUCCGCAGAUGACCCGCCUGAACGCUUUUCGACGGUCCCUGAGAUGCCCCCUGUGCCCCAACCUGCUCCACCAUCCCUAGUCCGCGCGUGGCUGAAAGAUUUACAGGUUCAAAAUCCGUGCCUUGCAAAUGCUACUCUAGUUAUUCGGGUUCCAUUACUCGAGGAUUCCUGCGCAGAAGAAUCUAGUCAUUUCCCCGAUUCAGCCCGUAAGCUUGACGAACGAGCUUCAGGUACAGCACGUCGUCCAGCUGUAGCACUCUUUCGGUGCCUAACUGCCAUGCCACAUGAAGGAGGCACGAGGGCUGGGAUACUGCCAGGUCGCCCAAGCCUAGACAGAGGAAGUCGAGUGGCAGAGGUCGGGUUCGAACCACGGACCUUCCGGUCAUGGAAACCGAAAAGACAACGCAAGGCCAAUGCUUACCGGCCAUCAUCCCUGUUUUUAAAAGAGAAGCUUUAUCGCAUCCGAGUUGUUGACAGGUCUCAGUGUGCGCGGGCUUACCACUGGACGCACAAUCACGGGGGGCACUGUUGUCAUUCUUUGGAAAUUGAGGACCCGGCUGCCUCGUUCAGUCUGUAUCAAUUCAUCGACCUCCAUAACCUUGAAUGUCUGAACGAGGCGGUGGUUGGUAGCGGAAAAUCUGUCUUCAAGCCAUAUGAAGAUAGGAAAAAUACCACUGUUUAUGUGGAAAGUGAUUCCGAUGAAGAGCUCCUUUUCAAUGUUCCAUUCACUGGUUCCGUAAAACUGAAAGCCAUCAUUAUUGCCGGUGACAAUAUGGGUAGUCAUCCGAACCUCGUAACGCUAUACAAGAAUAAGCCAUUCAUGACUUUCUCGGAUACUGAAGGUGAUGGGGAUCAGACUCUAUCUCUAACUCCAGAUCCCUUCGGCGAUAUCAUAUAUCCAUUGAAAGUGGCCCGGUUCAGCAGUGUCCAAUGCCUAAGCAUCCAUGUGAAGAGUAACCAUGGUGCUGAUACCACUCGACUGCACUACAUAGGGCUACGAGGGGAUUUCAGUGCCGCCGCACGAAAAGAGGUUGUGAUUGCUAACUAUGAACUAACUCCUAACAUUGCUGACCACAAAUUGGAUCUGUUACAUCCGAGUAGUCACCUUAUGGAGGCCGGUUUGCAUUUCUAUCAACAAACCCUAAGCCGCUUCACUGCUUUAUUGUCGAAUAUCUCACCAUGCACUUUACCUUCAAUCAACCCUACAUUCCAAACUGCCUACGGACGUGACCUCGAGAUUGAAAUGCUUGAAGAUGACGUUAUGCGGCUAUUUCACAAGCAAGAAUACUUUCGGCAGGCAUACAAUGAAACUCUCACCCAAAUUCGUGCUCUGCGCGAAGAGAAUCCUAACUUUAUCGCUGAGCACGACUCCUAUGUGGAAGAACAUUUAGAUCAGUGUGUUUAUUCUGACGAUGAUUCUUUGGAUGACGUUGAACUAUCUCCUGAAAUGGAGGAGUUCAUGCUCCAGACAAUCAAACAUAGGGAGGAGCGGGAUCGUCAGCGCGCUUUGGCUGAUCAGGCGAAUUGCCAACGAGAAAAACCUCCACCGAUCAAGCCCGGAAAACACACGGAGAUCCCUGUCAUGUCUGACAUUGUUUCCCAGUUAGAGACGGAUCUUGUUUAUCACUAUUCUUACGUUUCCCCUUGUUCAGACGCUCCUUUCUGGCCGUUCGUAACACACUGUUUCUCUCUUGUCGCUACAAAUUUUCUGCACAUAUUUGUGUUCUCAAUGGUGUCAGGGGUGCAUUCCCUCAAUGUAUUCAUUUCACGCGUUUCAGGUAUGGGUAUUCGUGGGCUGAGCAGUUAUCUCAGUCGUGAUCCGGAUAAUUACGAAGCCUUCCAGCUGCAUGGAUCACGAGUUGUCAUUGACGCCAAUAAUUUCCUCAACUACAUUUAUCUCACUUCGGGGCUGUACACCCAAUUUGGUGGUGAGUACUUGUCAUUCGAAGUGUGCAUCACACGGAUCAUCAACGCAUUCCGUCGUUGUGCAGUCAAGCCAAUAUUUGUUUUUGAUGGUUGCCAUGAUGAUUCGAAACUGAUUACACAACUUGCCCGAUCCCGAAUGCGACUACAGGUCUGCCGUAGUUUAAUCAGGCAGUCUGCGCAACACGCGGAUCCGACGCACAAUUCGCUUCGCGUGCCACUUUUACCACCACUGGCAGUGAUGGUUCUUGCUCAAACUCUACACUGUCUCAAGGUCGAUUUGGUCGUAUGUGAUAGGGAAAGUGAUUGUGAUGCUGUUAGCCUGGCCAUUCAUUUCAAUUGUCCGGUGAUUAGCAAUGACUCCGACUUCUACAUAACGAUACCCAAUUCUACAGAUACCGGGGCGGUUUUGUUGCCACUAAGUCUCGUCACAUUCGAACCACGCAUUUCAACCGACACCUGUAGUUGUAUGUUGAAAUGCAGGGAACAGUUUUAUAUGCCUUGCUAUAAAUUUCGGCCCUGUGGACCGGGUCUUGGUAGGCUUCCUUCUCCACAAAGAAAGUUAUUUGCCAGUGUCGUUGGCAAUGACUAUAUCAGUCCGGAUAUUUUUGCUUCCGUGUUACCCAUCACACAGGGUUUGCGCGAACCGUUGUCUCGGAAAGCUUCCAAAGAAGUAAGAAUCAAUCGACGUCGAUCGAUCUACAAGCAUCUCAUCAGUUGGCUUUCUGGUUUUGGAUUCAAUAUUGAGGAGCCGGUCAAUCGUAUUUUAAAUCGUUUUCCGCUUGCUGCUCGCGCACAGAGGAAAGAGUUACUUCUGAAGUGCAUGGCCAAUUACGAUGUGGACUCUGUUUGCGUAGCUACUACCUUGGUACCUUUUCUCGGCUUAGAAAUGGAAAAUGUCACUCGAGACUCGGAGUCAGAGGAAAAAGAAGACAUUGACGAGAUACCUUUUCCCAACAUGGACGAUCGUUUCCUGGAGUCACGUUCUUCUUCCCCUGCCGGGUCUAAUAAUGUCAGUGCUGGUGAACAAGACGAUUUUGACCCGACUAAUGCAAUAAAAGAGCAACAUUCUCAUCCCAUGAUCCCAUGCGCUCCUCGCCCAUCCAUCACUGCAAAUUGGCCACCGUUACUGGUACAUAAAUUUAGACAUCUUCAAUUAUAUCCCGGUUUUUUCGAUGCGGUCUAUUGCCAAGCUCUUGUGAUUAACUGUUCGGUUGAAUCUCUACAUCAAAGCAAAUCUAUAUUUGCGUGUUCAACUCCGGUACGUCAGCUAAUAUACAGCCUUUUGUUAGGGCUGGAAAAGGCUGGAAAUUAUGUGUAUCCCAUUGUUUCACCGGAUCGAGUAGGCAGUUUCCUUCUUGUUGAAUAUAUGAGGAGAGGUAACUGGCAGCUGAAGCCCUGCGCUCUUCAAGUGGAACCGAUCGAUUUUAGUGAGAGUAACGUGGAAUGUGGAGACAGGCGUCUCUCCCUACUUGGUUGCUUUUUCAAUCCGGUUCUUUUGUCAAGAGAGAAGAACCCAUGGAUUCUGUCUAUUGCACUUCUGGCAUCCAUUUGGCUCGCGGAUGGGUCCAAUGUAUCUGACGAUCCAUCUUCCUCUCCAACACUUUUGAGUUUUUUCGUUAUAUGCAUUGCUUCCAAGAUUCUUCGGGACAACCGUCUGCUGCGUUCAACUAACAAGCUGAAGCACCACCUGACUGCUUCUGCAGAUAACCUAAACAGGCUCAUAUCAGCAUCUGCAAUCAAGGCUGGUGAGAAGCCUCAGGGACACUUACAACUACACAUUGUUCAUUCUUUUGGGCAGUUGCAGUCCAUCUACAUCUCCCUCCUUACUUUGGGAUCCCUGUUGGACUCUUUGGCCACAGAUGAUGAAAGAGAACAUGUCAAAUGCUGUCUCGAAAUGCCAGCUAUUUCGCUUACGUUUUCCAGUGGCCGGCUUUUCCAUUCGAUGGCUUGCUAUCUGGCUUUGCAGUCUCCAGUCAACAGACUGGGCGUUACACUUUCAACAAUCCUCCCAAAUCUUCUUUUAAACCAUGAUCAUCAUGUUCGCACAGCGUCAGUACAACUCGCCGAGUUCUUCUCAUUACUGGACCUCAUGCGUAAGGAUUGUCGUCUAUCCAAGGUCGCAACUUCUAGUUCUGUACAUCCUCACUUCGUUAGCCCUCUAAAUCCUAUCACGGUUAGACAUCCUGGAACAGAUAAGCCAAGAAGUAAAAGGAAGAGAAGGUCAAACAACCCCAAGAAGAAACUCGGCAUCAAGUCAGUGACAGAAAUUGAGGCUGAAGUCGACAGGAUCAUGAGAGAGAAUGGUUUGGUUGAUUGUUGA